Molecule: messenger RNA, 5403 nt
Organism: Pungitius pungitius (ninespine stickleback)
Lineage: Eukaryota; Metazoa; Chordata; Actinopteri; Perciformes; Gasterosteidae
Gene: slc41a1
Product: solute carrier family 41 member 1
Exons: 11
Coding region: 1201-2856 (551 amino acids)
Biological process (GO): monoatomic cation transport
Cellular component (GO): plasma membrane
Molecular function (GO): monoatomic cation transmembrane transporter activity
Source: RefSeq, a predicted model, not a curated record
UUCCAAAGCGCGUGCGUGUGUUAAGUUGGGUUGAGUUGCUGUCAUUUGUUAUGAAGAGUCGGACAUUUUAAAAGUCCUUCUCACCGCGUAUAAACCGCCGCUAGCUUAGCAUAAAUAUCUUCCGCUAGCUUAGCAUGACAAUCUGUUACCACGAAGACGUCAGGCGCCGCGUUUCUCUUCGACAUCUGUCUCUUUGGGGUGGCAAGGUCUCAUUUACAUUUCACUCAACCGAGCAUUUUACAUUCGUCUUUUUUUUCUAGAUUUCCGCUCGCUUGACAGGACGCGGUGCGCUUAAUUUGAAAAGAAGAGACCGCAACCGCUGCUCUCGUCGUCAAUGGCGAAAAAUUGAUUGUUCGCGUGACACUCCUGUUACGGAGGAUGUACGCAGCACCUCAGAUAUCGGUAGACAUAGUUUUAGCCGCCGGGAGGGAAUCUGGCGCUGGAUGAACCUCUUUUGAAAGGGUCGCUUCGGGCUCACUCCUCACGUGAAGCCAGCGGAGAGCGGAGCCGUCCUGGCGACAACACUAAGGGUGUAUCAUUCAAAAAGUCCUUGUCGAGAUUCUAGCAGUUGUUAUAAUAAUUGUGGUGACGGUCCUCUUUAGUUGGAGAGGAACUUUUCCGCAGGCUGCAAUUCAAUCUUCAUAUUGCAGACCUUUAAAUAUCUGACUUGCAAACCUCAAAGCAGCCACGUGGUGUAAGGUGAGACAUUCCCAGCCUCACCAGUCUGCCAUGAUCAGUGGACUCGGAGCAUGACCAGUCUGCCCACUUCACACCUCUGAUUCAAAUUUCUUUACACAUAGUUCAAACUCAACUUUGAGCUAAACGAGGACUGUUUGCAAGUGACUGGUAGGGGAUUCAUCUCGCAAGUCCCCUAUUGUUUUCUUUUUUUGUUUUCAACCAGUAUGCCCUGUUCUUUUUUUCGCAAGUCUACCCUAAGCACCUUGCAGUGAAUGGAGAACAUACUGGUUCUGCUCCCGAAGCACCGACAGGAACACAGGCUCAGCAGAAGCACGGCUGCGUGUGGCUCACCAAACUUUUUCACAUUAGUAGCGACCCCAAGUCCCUGUAAGCCUCUUUAAUGGGAUAAAUCAAUUGGACUGAUCAGGUUCAAGACCAGAUCAGGUGACCGAUUCCACUGUGACUUCUCCGAAACAAGCGGACCCUUUCUUAUUAAGCCAAUUGUCCUCCAAAGGCGUCCGCAUGGUACUUUGGUCGAAAGAGCAAGACAAACUCCCUGACAUCGACAUGUCCUCCGGGGCCAUUGAGGCGAAGACGGAGGGAGGGCCCCCGUCAUUGCCCCUGCUCAACUCCAACGGCUCCGUCUCCCCGGUGAUCCUCACCGCGGGCCCCGAGGAGGUGGGCCCGGAGACCGGCGGCGAGUUGGAGCUCACAGAAGUCACCUCGCUAACCGAGCGGGCCGGCGAGACCGCGGAGGAUGAGGAGCGGUCGGAGAUUGUGGUGGCGAUGGACUGCCGGGCCAAUGCCAAAGGUCAGAGGGAGGAGGACGCUCUGCUGGAGAACGCCAGCCAGUGCAACGAGAGCGACGACACCAGCACCGACCAGAGCCCCGAGCCACCAGCCCCCCUCAAGGAGACCUCCUUCUCCAUCGGCCUACAGGUGGUCUUUCCCUUCCUGCUGGCUGGGUUUGGGACGGUGGCGGCUGGAAUGGUGCUCGACAUUGUUCAGCACUGGACGGUGUUCACGGAGGUGUCAGAGGUGUUCAUCCUGGUGCCGGCGCUGCUGGGACUCAAAGGCAACCUGGAGAUGACGUUGGCCUCCAGACUUUCCACCGCGGCUAAUAUUGGUCAGAUGGACACAGCCAAGAACAUGUGGAAGAUGAUAAUGGGGAACCUGGCCCUCAUCCAGGUGCAGGCCACAGUGGUGGGCUUCCUGGCCUCCAUCGCUGCUGUGAUCUUCGGCUGGAUCCCUGAGGGACACUUCAGGCUGGGCCACGCCGUGCUGCUGUGUGCCUCCAGUGUGGCGACUGCCUUCAUCGCCUCUCUGCUGCUAGGGCUCAUCAUGAUCGGCGUGAUCAUCGCGUCCAGGAAAGUUGGCAUCAACCCCGACAACGUGGCCACGCCCAUUGCCGCCAGCCUGGGAGACCUGAUCACCCUGUCGGUGCUGGCAGGCAUCUCAACCGGCCUGUACAAGGAGCUAGAGUUCAACGAAUACGCCAACCCGCUGGUGUGCGCCGUGUUUGUGGCCCUGUGCCCCCUGUGGGUGCUCAUAGCCAGGAGGAUCCCAUCCACCAGAGAGCUGCUGUACUCUGGCUGGGAGCCGGUCAUCAUCGCCAUGGCAAUCAGCAGUGUUGGUGGUUUGAUCCUCGACAAGACGGUCACCAAUCCAAACUUUGCUGGCAUGGCGGUCUUCACCCCGGUCAUCAAUGGGGUGGGAGGUAACCUGGUCGCAGUUCAGGCCAGUCGAAUCUCCACCUACCUGCACAUGAACGGUCUGCCCAUGGGGGAUCCCAACCAGAUCCCCAGGAAGUGCCCCACCCCCUGCGCCUCCUUCUUCGGCUCCUCUGUGAACUCCCGCUCAGCCCGAGUGCUCUUCCUCCUGGUCGCCCCGGGUCACCUCGCCUUCCUCUACACCAUCAACUCCCUGAGGGGGGGGCACACCACCCUGACGGCGCUCUUUGUUUCCUUCUACAUGGUUGCCGCUCUACUGCAGGUGUUGAUCCUUCUCUACCUGGCAGACUGGAUGGUGCACUGGAUGUGGGGCCGAGGCAUGGACCCCGACAACUUCUCCAUCCCCUACCUGACCGCUCUGGGCGACCUGCUGGGGACCGGCUUCCUCGCCCUCUGCUUCCACAUGCGCUGGUUCAUCGGUGACUCGGACUCUAACGCGGGGAACUGAGUUCGCACAAAAGAAAUAACAAAAGACACACAUUCUACGCUUGCGCACACGGAUGGUGACAAAACACGACUGACAUUUUCUUGUCUACGAUAAAAGGGCUAAUCUCUUGUAGAUCUCCAACUGAUGGUCUGGUGCCUGAAGGGGCAGUGAUGUUUCAUCUGCAGGGCAUGAGCCCACAGCACAGACAGUAUCUUAAACCCACACCUCGACCAGUGAACACACCCUCCUCCCAUUUUUUUUUUACCUAGCAACUGAGUCCCGUUACGUUUGCUGUUAACACCCUAUUAACAAUUAUUAGUAUUGUUGAUAAAUAGCGCAGUUGAUAUGAAUUGUUCCACGCAAAAGUCCAGUCCUCAUUAUUUUCAAUGGCAACCAAUCAAGUUUUGGUACAGCAAGUGCUAUGAAUAUUAUAUUUGUCUCUUCUAGUAGAGAUUGCAUAGGGCUAGAAAUGAGGGGGGUUUUACUCUAGGGGACUGCACCUCGAACAUAACUAGUCCCUUCUUGGCGUCGCUCUCUGUCAGAGGGAUACUUCAUUUAAGUCUUCAUUAGAAACAAUCAAAGGCUUACGUUACAACCAGCAGGGGUUUACCUCUGCUUCGUCAGCAUUUAGAGCCUCCUAAUUAAGGGCUAUUUCCAUUAAUGAGAAUUGUGUGCUCACUCACACAAUGGCCUAUGUUUUAAUCUUCUAGCUUCCCCUAGAGUCCACAGAAGUUGCACUGAUGCCUUUUGUAUUGGCCUAAUCUGCUCAAAUUUAUAAAGUGGCCUUUAGAAAGAUUAGUCUUUGUUCAAUAAAUGCACAGAAACACUGGAAAGUAGCAUGUGGAAAGCAGCCAGUUAGGGGGCAUCGGUACGGGCUUCAUAUGAUGUGGUCAGAGACGCCUGAUCUCAUCCACCCACUCACUACUGGAGCAAGUUGCUGUUAUGUGGCCCCAUCCAGGCGCCCCCAAAGGUACGACUGCAAACCGCCUGCCGAGCUCAGCCAACCCGACGCCGCUGUGUUCACGUCACGUCGCCUCGGCCCACUCAGGGUCAGCUAACGGUUCCGAUCGCUGAUGUUUUGCACCGUUAUUUUUCUCUUUAAUUGCCUUUGGGGAAUCAAACCUGGAUGUUGAUAUUUUGCUAUGAGAGACAAAUGAUGUUUCCUGAGGUUGGUGAGGCUACAGGAAGCCUAAACAUCCAGCUAUGGCCAACUUCGGCCUUUUUUUUUGGUGUUCUGUUGGUUGUUUAGGUUUUCUUUCCACCAAAAGAUGAUCAGUCAAACCACCCGCUCGCAUGUGCAUUUAGAUCAAUUCUCUUCCACGGAAUGGUUUAAUCGCGGGUGAAAGAAAUCUAUGCAAAGUUUCUGCGUGAAUGUCUUUUUCUGUUGAUUCUGAACGUUGAGGAAGACUGGAGCGCUGAAGGCUGGUGAUUCAUUCAGAUUCUUUCUAAUCAAUUGAUCCUUUCUCUUUUUUACACACAGUCAAAACUUUGUUCACCAUUUGAUUCACACACAGAAUUAGAAAUUAGAAAGAUUAUCAAAAAGUUGUAAAGUCAUUAAUAUAAGGGAACAAUUCAGAAAAUAUAGAAAUAAAUUCUCAGUCCUGGCCCUCCUGAGCCUUCUGUAUAUCACGUAUGUAAUUCUUAAAAAUACCUAAUAAUAAUCUCUUCGGUGAGGGAGGAGCGUGUCCUUUCGUUAAUGAAUGACUCGACGGGGAAAAAUGUGGUUCAACCUCAGUGACACUGAAUCUGCCCCCUGACCAGAGGUGAGGAGGAGAGUGGAAAUCCCGAGGCAGACUCAUCGGGGCGCCUGUGUGCGGCUCUGAGGGCGCCUGCAGGAUGCGUCUGCGCUGCACACAAUGUGAACGUGCAGAACUUGAUUCUUUUAUUUUGCGGAAAAUCUUAUGGUCUUAACUAUUAUUUUUUAAUAUCAAUUAUAUGAUUUUAUUUUCUAUUCUUUUCCUCCGCUCCCUAAUCUGUUUAACGCUUUGUGAUUUAUUUUUUAUUUUUAUGUUGUAACGUUUCACCAAGCAAACAACCGCUGCAAAGAUGAAAGUUUUUUGCGCGCUGGUCAAAAGGCCCAACGUACUGUAAUCUGCAAAAAGAAGCAGACCCCAGAGGACGCAGCAGGGAUCCUCUCUGUGUCCUCUGGAGGGACGUCUUUAUUCUGUCUUCUGUCCCACAGACUUGCUGUAAAAGUUGCAUCCUUCCAUCCGUUCCCUCUCAGUCUGGACCCUCCACUCUGACUGAGCGGGUGCUGGCAUUCUGCCUCUGUGUCAAUGGAAAGUUGUUAAUACUUCUAUAAAAGGGGCAAGUAAUGCUUUGUCUAUUUAUUUUUAGAUUGUGCACAAAGCAAAUUGUACAUAUUAUAUUUAUUCUAUAUAUAUGGUUGUUUAUUUUGUCAUUUCAUUUUGACUCCUUUUCCUUGUCACCAUGUUGGUUUUUAUCAUUUUCUCGCCUUUUUUUCUGCAAAAGGCCAGUAGAGCUUCUUGUUGCUUGCCAAAUGGUGAGGCUAACAAAUAGCACAGUGCCUAAUACCAAUCUGUACACACCUCACACACACACACACAC